AAGAUUUAGGCGCUGCAGCUGCCCAAUACCAUAAAUUCAAAGGAAAUGUUUUACCUGAGGCCCAACUAAUCCAUAUAAGUCUCUUUAUAAUCGCUUCAAACCUGACAAGAAUAGAUGAAAUUGAUAACAAACUUGUACUUCUUUCUGAUAAGAUCAUCUCUAUAAAAAAUGAAGUCCUUCAACAAUAUCAUAAUCAAGGAGAUAUUGAUUAUCAUCUUUCUAGACUCAAAUUCUUCACAGAGAUUCUUGACAAAGAUGAAGGAAAACCAACCAUGGAAAUCGUUAAUGAAUUAAUCCAAAAAGCAUCAAUGAAUACAGUUAUGAAUAAUCAGUGA
Molecule: messenger RNA, 335 nt
Organism: Funneliformis mosseae
Lineage: Eukaryota; Fungi; Glomeromycota; Glomeromycetes; Glomerales; Glomeraceae
Source: the annotation of a GenBank genome assembly